Mytilus trossulus (common blue mussel) is the source of this 1375-nucleotide messenger RNA. RefSeq names its product fatty acid-binding protein homolog 6-like. Gene Ontology annotation, cellular component: nucleus; cytosol. The transcript is spliced from 4 exons. The coding region runs from base 109 to 531 and encodes 140 amino acids. The record is from RefSeq and is a predicted model, not a curated record. NCBI's taxonomy places the organism in Eukaryota, Metazoa, Mollusca, Bivalvia, Mytilida, Mytilidae. Gene Ontology annotation, molecular function: fatty acid binding. Gene Ontology annotation, biological process: fatty acid transport.
UGUAAACCAGUAUAAUUUCCGAUAGUAUAUAAGUUGCGUAUUCUCAACGUUUAAAACAUAAUUAUAUCUCCGUCUACUUAGCGUAACAUUAUAGUAAAAAGAAUAAAAAUGUCUUCUGAAGAUUUGAAAACUGCAUUUGGAGGAAAAUGGAAGAUUUACAAAAGUGAAAAGUUUGAAGAAUUUCUAAAAGACAUGGGUGUCAAUCUUGUGAUGAGAAAGGCUGCUGCCAAUAUGUCACCAACAAAUACCUUUACCAUAGAUGGCAAUAAUAUAACAAUCAAUAUAGAAGCUGGACCAAAGAAAAUGGAGGAAAAAUACACGUUAAAUGAAGAGGCAGACAGGAAAACAGAUUCAGGAGAAAUGGUCAAGUCAAAAGCGACGUUUGUCGACGGUAAAUUGACCAUAGUAAAUACUCCUACUGAGGCUACUAAGAAAAUUGUAACAGUAGUCAGAGAAAAACAAGGAGAUGAUCUUGUCAUGACUUUGACUCGUGGUGAUGUGUCGGCUAAAAGAUAUUUCAAGAAGGCAUAAACCUGUUACUUUGAAGUCUACGUUACUUAAGGAUUUACAUAGGAUAACACCUAAAUCAUGUGACCAUAUAGAUAUUGCACAUCGCUUUUAGCAUUUUACCUUAGAAUGUGUUCUAUGGAGUUUAUGUAGAUUCUGUAUACUCUGUGCAAUUGUUUACUUUUUGGUUUGCGAAAUAUUUCAAAUCAACAACCAAAUACAUUUGUCUCGGACUUCAUUUUACUAUCCAUUCAUUUAUUUGAACAAUACAUUUUUACAAAGUUUCAUAUUAAUAUACAGUUUUGAUAUCCAUUUCUGCAUUAUAAGGCAAAAUGUAAGCAUCUAGUCAACACGCUCUUAUUUUCCAGUGGCAGUAAAAUGGAACCCAAUUCCAUCCUCUUCAAUGGCAGGCAAGGCCAUUUUAUGGUAUACGCACGAGCAUCGUACAGUGGUCUGAAUGCUUUUCAUUUCUAUGUAUUGUGGCAUACAGUAUUAUUAUGCAAUUGUUAUCUCCUUUAUUUAAACUCAACAUUUCAUAUUUCUUUAUUCAAUAAUUUACAUGAUGAUUAUUCAAUACAUAUUUAUUGAAUUGGAUAGAUAUUUGUAUUUGAAUUCAUCAGUGAGAGAUAUUUAUUUGUAUUUUGAAGUUUAUAACUUCGUUUUAUUUUCGUUGCAAAUCAUUUAUAUAAGUCGUUUGGAAUUAUUGAAUUGAUUGAGGACUGAUGUUCAGUCUAACGUCAGUAAACUGUGCAUAUCCAAAUAUGUAUCUAUGAAUAGUAUAUCUACUUUAUGCAUCUACGAGUAAAAUUUAUAUCAUUGCAUGAACCAAUUCUGUACAUUGACAUCUCAUAAUAAAUAUUGUUAUCAA